AAUAACCUCAAUCAUAAUAGCAUGCGCUUUAUAUUUCAAUGUCAAUUACAAAUAUUAAAAAAUUAUACACGUUACUAAAUAAAAGAAAUACUAUAAAAUCCAUAUUUCACUGUGGAUAUAGUGCAAAAUGUGAGACAAUGUCUAAAGACACAGAUAAGGCGACUCAUAUCGUGUGGAUGGAUCUUGAAAUGACCGGCUUAAAUGUGCGACAUGAUAAAAUUAUGGAAAUUGCUUGUUUGAUAACAGACAGGAAUCUAAAUAUAUUAUCAGAAGGUCCAUGUAUUGCAAUUAAGCACUCAGAUGAUGUUUUGAAAAAUAUGAAUGAGUGGUGUCAAAAACAUCAUACAGAAUCAGGACUGGUGAAGAAAUGUAUAAAUUCUAACAUAACAACAAAUGAAGCAGAAUGUUUAAUAUUGAAAUAUUUACAGAACAAUAUACCAAAAGGUAAAUGUCCAUUGGCUGGUAAUUCCAUAUAUAUGGACAGAUCUUUUUUAAGGGAACACAUGCCAGCUUUAGAUGAUUUUAUGCAUUAUCGUGUUAUUGAUGUUUCAACCAUAAAAGAGUUAGCCAGGCGCUGGAAUAAUGUUGUAUAUAAUUCUGCUCCUGAAAAAAAACUUGCUCAUCGCAGCUUGGAUGAUAUAAAAGAAAGUAUUGAAGAAUUGAAAUACUAUAAAAAUAAUUUAUUU
This is a messenger RNA of Teleopsis dalmanni, 686 nucleotides long. Its product is annotated as probable oligoribonuclease. The annotation marks the transcript as partial. Gene Ontology annotation, cellular component: mitochondrion. The transcript has a single exon. Gene Ontology annotation, molecular function: nucleic acid binding; 3'-5'-RNA exonuclease activity. Lineage: Eukaryota; Metazoa; Arthropoda; Insecta; Diptera; Diopsidae. The record is from RefSeq and is a predicted model, not a curated record.